This is a messenger RNA of Aspergillus japonicus CBS 114.51, 1422 nucleotides long. Its product is annotated as zinc-dependent alcohol dehydrogenase family protein. Lineage: Eukaryota; Fungi; Ascomycota; Eurotiomycetes; Eurotiales; Aspergillaceae. The coding region runs from base 137 to 1183 and encodes 348 amino acids. The transcript is spliced from 3 exons. Gene Ontology annotation, molecular function: oxidoreductase activity. The record is from RefSeq and is a predicted model, not a curated record.
GGUCCCUCGAAUCCAAUGGCUGCAAAGAUGUUUUAUGCGGGCCCCCCCUCGUUUAUGAGAGUCGUCGUAUCUCUCGAGUCCAGUUGACUGCGUACUGCUUCCCGAGUCACAUUCCGAAACAUACUCGAAAGCCAGAAUGCACGCCUCCCGGGCCUGGAUCCUUGAAGGCCAGCAAGGUCUCUCAAGUCUCAGACUCAUCGAUGAUAAAUCCGUCCCUUCCUUGGGUGCCCAUGACGUCUUGGUGCGCAUUCACGCAGCGUCGCUCAAUCACCGAGACCUAGCCAUCGCCAAGGGCGCCCAUUCCCUCAUCAUCAAUCCCAAUGUGGUAGCUGCAUCCGACGGCGCCGGCAUCGUCGAAAGUGUCGGGCCCCAAGUGCAGGACUUUCAACCUGGGGACCGAGUCUGCACAUACAUGGUGCCGCACAAGCCUGAAUCCGAGCCGGUCACUUUCGCAGACAUCGGCAGUGGGCUGGGUCAGCAGGUAGACGGGACGCUGCGUCCAUACGCCGUGUUCCACCAGACGGCGCUGGUGAAGAUGCCGUCCAGUCUGUCGUUUGUGGAAGCAAGUACGUUGACGUGCGCGGCGUUGACAGCCUGGAAUGCGCUGUUCGGGCUAUCGUCGCGCGCACCGAAGAAGGGGGAUGUCGUGUUGGUACAGGGGACAGGUGGGGUAUCGGUCAUUGCUCUGCAGUUCGCAUUGGCAGCAGGUGCCACCGUCAUCGCCACGACCAGCUCCGACACUAAAGCACAACGCCUCCAGGCUCUCGGCGCGCACCAUGUGCUCAACUACCGGCGUAACCCCAAGUGGGGAGAGUCUGCGCGGCAGUUGACGCCAGACGGUAAGGGUGUGCAUCUCGUGGUCGACGUGGGUGGGUUGUCGACUGCGAGACAGUCGCUGAAGGCCGUGCGGCCGGAGGGGGUGAUUGCCAUGGCAGGUUUGCUGGGAGGUGCCCCAGACUCGAAUGUCAAUACUCUGAUCGACUGUCUUGUGCACUUGUGUACGGUAAGAGGAGUUCUGCUAGGCACAAGACAGCAGUUUGAGGAGAUGAAUCGGUUCAUUGAGGAACAUCGGAUCCAGCCGGCGAUCGAUGAGAGGAUAUUUGGGUUUGAGGAGGUCGAGGAGGCUUAUCGGUAUAUGGAUGAGCAGAGGCAUUUUUCGAAGGUUUGCGUGAGGAUUAAUUGAAUGAACUAAUUGCAUAAUGUGGCGAUACGAACAUUGGAGAGAGUAAGUACAGUACAAGCUCUAGUGGUGAAAAUAAGGUGAUCCAUAGAGUAGCUUCGCGUACCUCCCCGUACCUCCUCUCUUUCUGUGAUACUUCCCCUCAUUGUAGACCGGGAAGUGACGUUGAUUUCCUCCCCCCUCUUUUGUCUGCUCUGCUGCCCUUCUCAACGAUCCCAGAACUUUCCUUCUGGUCGACAACG